This is a messenger RNA of Clunio marinus, 642 nucleotides long. The record is from the annotation of a GenBank genome assembly. Lineage: Eukaryota; Metazoa; Arthropoda; Insecta; Diptera; Chironomidae.
AUGAAAUUACCCUCCGACAACAACAAACAAGUUGCAGGAGAUUCAUUAUCAAAUUUAAGAUUAAAACUAAGAAAACUUAGUGAAACUUUUUGGCUGACUCAAAAAUAUAAAAAGUUUUGGGGUUUGACGAAAACACAAGAAGUUUUUCAUUUAAUCCAUUUUGAGUAUAAUGAGGAAAAUGUCGAAGAACAUCAAUUAGAUCAUAAGUGCGAGUUCCAUGGAAUUUUUUCUUGCAAUCAUCAUUACAAUAGAAUUUUGCUGAACUUAGAAAAAUUUCGAGAAGAAUUUUCGUCAACGAAGACUAAAUUUGUAAAUUUAUUUUAUGGUGAAAAUCAUAGAAAAAAAUCUAAAUGUAAAAAAUUAAAUUUUAAUCUCCAUGUAAAAUCGUCGUUAUUAUUUAGGAUUUCUUCCAAAAAUUAUUGAAUUAAACACUACACCGACUUAAACACAAAAACAGAAAAAAAUUCAUAUCCGCAAUUGAAAAAUCAUUGAAAAAAAUAUUCAAAUAAUCCCGAUAAAAACAACAGCAACAUUUAACAGAAAUCGAAAUAAUUCUCAAAACCACCAAAUCAACAUCAGAGUAACAAACAGCAUUUUGUUUAUCAGGUGAGUCUGCACAAUAAGUCAAUAAUUUUCUAAUAA